AUGGAAUGGACCACAGCAAAAAGAGUGGACUCUGCCGCACAUCAUAGAACCCCUACGCCAUUCUUUUCCUCUUUUGGGUUUCUGCUCACUAAAUUCUACUGUUCAAUCACGCCAUUUCCAUUUCGUGCUUCUGAUUCUGUUUAUCUCAAGCCGAUUAAAGCUGCCAGCCAUGGCAUUGAUGUCCCAUCCUGGUUCAUCUCAUAGCAUUCAGUCAGAGGUUAUACAGUGUAAAACUAGGCACAAUGGAGUUAAUAGCUUUGCCAACACAGUUGACUCAUCCAGGCCAAAGGAAACCUUCUUAGGUCUGCGAUCCCCUUCGUGGAGUUCCCUGAAGGUGAAACCAAGCUCGAGUUCUGUUGGCACUGGAGUGGGAAGGAGGCGAGGGCGCCAGGAAACUGUUGCCGCAAGUCCUCCUACAGACGAUGCUGUUAUCUCGACCGAGCCACUUACAAAAGAAGAUCUCGUAGGUUACCUUGCUUCGGGUUGCAAGCCCAAGGAAAACUGGAGGAUAGGCACUGAACAUGAAAAGUUUGGGUUUGAGAUCGGAACAUUAAGCCCCAUGAAAUACGAACAGAUAGCAGAGCUUCUUAAUGUUAUAUCUGAGAGAUUUGACUGGGAUAAAAUAAUGGAAGGUGAAAACAUUAUUGGACUCAAACAGGAUAAACAAAGUAUUUCACUGGAGCCUGGUGGCCAAUUUGAGCUUAGUGGUGCACCCCUUGAAACUUUGCAUCAAACCUGUGCUGAAGUCAAUUCUCAUCUUUAUCAGGUUAAGGCUGUUGCAGAGGAAAUGGGGAUUGGAUUUUUGGGAAUUGGCUUCCAGCCCAAAUGGAGACGUGAAGACAUACCAAUAAUGCCCAAGGGAAGGUAUGUAAUUAUGAAAAAUUACAUGCCCAAAGUUGGGUCGCUGGGACUUGAUAUGAUGUUUAGAACGUGUACUGUUCAGGUGAACCUGGAUUUUGAUUCUGAAGCUGAUAUGAUAAGGAAGUUCCGGGCUGGCCUUGCCUUACAGCCUAUAGCUACAGCAUUGUUCGCAAAUUCACCAUUCACUGAAGGGAAACCAAAUGGUUAUCUUAGCAUGAGAAGCCAAAUAUGGACAGACACUGACAAUAACCGAGCUGGAAUGCUUCCUUUUGUCUUUGAUGACUCCUUUGGGUUUGAACAGUAUGUAGAAUAUGCUCUUGACGUCCCUAUGUACUUUGUCUAUCGGCAGAAAAAGUAUAUUGAUUGUACUGGAAUGUCCUUCCGGGAUUUUUUGGCUGGGAAACUUCCUUGUCUUCCAGGUGAAUAUCCAACUCUCAACGACUGGGAGAAUCAUUUAACAACAAUAUUUCCAGAGGUUAGGCUUAAAAGAUACUUGGAGAUGAGGGGCGCUGACGGAGGACCUUGGAGGCGGCUAUGUGCACUGCCUGCAUUUUGGGUUGGUCUGUUGUAUGACAAGGUCGCUCUACAAAGUGUUCUGGACAUGACGGCAGAUUGGACACCUGAGGAAAGACAGAUGCUUAGAAAUGAGGUCCCAAAGUAUGGGCUGAAGACACCAUUUCGUGACGGACUGCUGAAGCAUGUCGCGCAAGAAGUUGUCAAAUUUGCUAAGGAUGGCUUGGAAAAAAGAGGCUUCAAGGAAACCGGAUUUUUAAAUGAACUGACUGAAGUUGUUAAUACAGGUAUAACUCCAGCGGAAAAGCUCCUUGCUCUGUACCACGGGAAGUGGGGACAAAACAUCGAUCCUGUAUUUGAGGAGCUGCUCUACUAGAGAUUGCAGCGGGACAAUUCGAUGCUACGACUAAGGCUUGCGUCCAAAAUAAUGAGUUGGUAGUUGAAACUUUUCAUUGUUCAAACUUUUCCGGUUUGAAGCCCAACAGAAAGGUUAGAUUAGAUGAAAGUUUCUUAACCUUAAGGCUCGUUUCGUUGCUAGGAAAAUAAUGUUGAUUGAGAAUGUUGUUUACCGGAAAAAAUGAAUUCCUUAUCUUGUGUUUGUAAAAUACCAAGAAAUAACUGCUACUCUGUUAGGAUUUUGAAUUUGUAUGGAUUAAUUAAAUAUAGUUAACAAAUUGAUGUAAGAAUUAAAUUAUAAUUAUCAUUGCCUU
Messenger RNA from Salvia miltiorrhiza (redroot sage), 2084 nucleotides. RefSeq names its product glutamate--cysteine ligase, chloroplastic-like. The transcript is spliced from 17 exons. The record is from RefSeq and is a predicted model, not a curated record. Lineage: Eukaryota; Viridiplantae; Streptophyta; Magnoliopsida; Lamiales; Lamiaceae. Gene Ontology annotation, biological process: glutathione biosynthetic process; modified amino acid biosynthetic process. Gene Ontology annotation, molecular function: glutamate-cysteine ligase activity. The coding region runs from base 170 to 1750 and encodes 526 amino acids.